Lodderomyces elongisporus is the source of this 1863-nucleotide messenger RNA. RefSeq lists its product as uncharacterized. The record is from RefSeq and is a predicted model, not a curated record. Gene Ontology annotation, molecular function: SNARE binding. The transcript has a single exon. Gene Ontology annotation, cellular component: endosome; lytic vacuole. NCBI's taxonomy places the organism in Eukaryota, Fungi, Ascomycota, Pichiomycetes, Serinales, Debaryomycetaceae. Bases 1 to 1863 code for a protein of 620 amino acids. Gene Ontology annotation, biological process: SNARE complex assembly.
AUGGGAAUUGAACUGAAAAGUAAUGGUGUAACACUGCGAAAACAGUAUCAACACCACCAUCACGGUAACACCAACAACAUUGAUGAACACUCACUAUCAUUGAAGCUAAGCAAAUUGUGCUCCAUUCAAUUUCGCAAUUUAUGUGCUCAACAUCAACAACAACAACAACACGAGCAGCAGCAAAAAGUCUUCAACUCGGGAAAAUGUGCUAGCCCUUUUCGAGCAACCAACAGGCGACGAAGCUUAACAAAUACCUUACUGCUGAAUAUAGAUGGUGGUGAUUGCACCAUUUCCAAUGCUUUUGGAGAAUCGCCACAAAGCUUAAUUCAAUUCGCUAAAUUUAGACUAUUGACUUGUUUUGCCACAGUUCAUCUUCCAAAAGAUGAUAAGCUCUUGUUUGUUACAAGAAUCAGUUAUGGCGAUGCCAACCCUGAAUUUCAGAUUCAAUUGCCCCGUAUCCCUCCUAAUAUUUCAAAAUGCUUGAUUAAAUUGUGGUGGCUUAAUGAGCACGACUGGCAAUUGCUCUGCGUUUACAAGUUGAGAUUGUGUUGUCUUAUAGAGGUCAUAGAAGGUGAAAAUGAAGCAGGCGUGCCUACAUUCAAGGAGAAUGCAAUUUGUGCUGAAUUGGAUGGUCAUUGGUAUACAUUCCCAAAUAUGAUUGCAAAAGAUACUGGAUGUGAAACAAACGAUGAAAAUGAAAUAGAAGCUAAAGUGGAAAAACUGGUAAAAGACCUGGUAAAAGACCUGGUAAAAGAGCAAAAGAGCCAUUCUCAACGGAAUUUUUCCAGUAACCAAUACAAACUAUAUCAAAAUCCCAUUCCUUCAUAUACAUUUGAUCAAGUGCGUACAAUCAACAAUUUGACCAAUUCAGUAAAGGAGCUCGAGGUACUGAAUACUAAGCUAAAAAGGCAAAUUCGACGAUAUGUCGAAGCACAUAAUGUGGAAACUAUCAAUAAUUUACCCAACCUAAUAAUAAAAUUAAAGCACAAAUGUGUAUCUCUAGACAUGGAUUUGGAAAAUUGCCAAAAAGCAAUAGACCAUUCCAAGAGAAAAAUUGUGAAAUUGAACCUGCAGAUUGACGAAUCGAAAAGCAUACUUGCCAACUUUGGAAAAGUUGAAACCGAUUUGAAACAGAAACUGGAACUACUCGACAAUAGUCUCUCUCUUUCAAUAGAGAGAAUUUAUGAAACAAAAGAAGAGAUUAGGCACAUUUUAAAGAAAUACGUACUUCUCAUUAAUGAGAUCAUCCCAAUCAAACAAGUUUCCUGUACGUCGCUUUUUUCCAUCAUGGGAUUUGAGUUUCCACAGAGUUUCAAGGCAUUAAAAGAAGUUUGUUAUUACAACCAACUCUCUUUGAAAAACGUUUAUUAUGGACCACACUUUGACACAACUGUACAGUUACAUGAGUUCAAUAUCUCACAAAUCAAUGCCAGCUUAGGUUUAAUUGCACAAGUAUUGAUUAUUUUGGCAAAGAUUUGUUCAGUUUCUUUGACUUACAAAAUGGUCUUGAUGGGUAAUGUAUCUUAUAUUGUUGAAGAUGUCAACACUUACCCUAUUCUUGGGAAACGGCCAAAUGUCAAGAACCUUGCAAACGGUAAAUUUCAAUGUCAAGAAACAUUUGGUUUUCCGUUGUUUUAUGAUCUGAAAGAUGUGAAUAACGAAAACAUAUUGACUACUCAGGGAUCUAUCAUCAUGAAUCAGGAGUUUGAGUAUGCACUAAGUUUACUAAGCAGAAAUAUCAGGCAGCUCAUUAGUUAUACAAAAGAAGAUAUUUACAAUGCAGAUAUCAACUCUGUACCUGUUGAAAGUCUGGAUGAUCUUUUAUGGAGUUUGACGUAUCUAGAGUUGUUAAUGACUGUAUAA